AUGUCAUUGAAGCGACCUGGAGAUACUCGUUGGAGUUCACAUUACGGUACUCUUGUCAACUUGAUACAUUUAUAUUCUUCUAUUGUUGAUGUUCUUGAGUAUGUUGGGGAGAAUGGUCUUGACGAUUCAAUAAGGGCUGAAGCUGAUGAUGUACUAGAAAUUAUAAAUAGUUUUGAGUUUGUCUUUGUUUUACAUCUUAUGAAGCAAAUCUUGGGAAUCACACAUGAACUCUCCCAAGUGCUACAAAAGAAAGAUCAAGACAUUGUUAAUGCGAUGAAUCUUGUCAAGGUAGCAAAAUCACGUCUGCAAAUAAUGAGGGAAAAAGAUUGGGAUGUAUUGCUUGCUGAUGUUUCUAAGUUUGUAGCAAAUAUGAACUGGAUGUGCUUGACAUGGAAGAUGACUCAAGAGUUGAAUCAACGUUUUGAUGAAGUCAACACAGACUUAGUUUUAUGCAUGUCAUGUUUUGAUCCUAGGGAUUUAUUUUCUGCAUUUGAUUUGGAGAAGCUGCUUCGUCUUGCACGGUAUUAUCCUUCUGAAUUUUCUGAAGUUGCUUUGUCCGAGCUUAAAAGUCAACUUGAGAACUUUAUUUUCGAUGUGCGCAUAGAUGAAAAGUUUUCACAAAUAUCAGGAAUCAGUGGUCUUGCUCAAAAGAUGGUUUCUACAAGGAAACAUGAAGUUUUUCCAAUGGUUAAUUCAUUAGUUAAGUUGUCAUUGAUCUUACCAGUUGCCACUGCAUCAGUAGAAAGAGCCUUUUCAGCAAUGAAGAUCAUCAAGAUUUCUCUACCGGUUUCAGAAGAUGAAGAAUAG
This is a messenger RNA of Salvia splendens (bonfire salvia), 807 nucleotides long. RefSeq lists its product as uncharacterized. The transcript is spliced from 3 exons. Lineage: Eukaryota; Viridiplantae; Streptophyta; Magnoliopsida; Lamiales; Lamiaceae. The record is from RefSeq and is a predicted model, not a curated record. The coding region runs from base 1 to 807 and encodes 268 amino acids.